Parathielavia appendiculata is the source of this 602-nucleotide messenger RNA. RefSeq lists its product as uncharacterized. The record is from RefSeq and is a predicted model, not a curated record. NCBI's taxonomy places the organism in Eukaryota, Fungi, Ascomycota, Sordariomycetes, Sordariales, Chaetomiaceae. The transcript has 2 exons. Bases 220 to 474 code for a protein of 84 amino acids.
AGUACCACAAGUUUGUGACAUAUCGGUCCCUUUUCGCUCCGCCGACUUGAUCAACGAGCCAUAACCUUCACAACACCCCCGAACAAAUAAAUGCACUCCGCGCCCAGCAACAGCACCUUUCCCACAGCCUCGUGAUAAAACAACCUCAAAAUCCACCUCCCUCACCACCGAACACAAACCCAUCCAGACCACGCAACAAACACCAACCUCCAAUUACCCAUGACAACACCGCCCCAGAACCCCCCAACCCCUCUCGUUACUUCCACAACCGUGCGCCAAACAAACCGCACCGUCGCCACCGCCACUCGGCCCUCCCACACCUACAACCUCACCGCCGCACACAAAGCGACCAGAUACAGCGGCAGUACAUGGCUCAGCAGAACGAAAAUGCCCGUGUACACGCCCAGCGCCAGCCGGACCGCCGAGACGUUGCGCGCCGUCUCCCAGCGCAGGGCGUGCAGCGUUGCGCCGUAGGGGGUGCCGAUUGCGUUGUGGGGCGGGCGGAGGGCCGGGAGGAUGGGAGGGAAGGAGGAGGUUUUCGAGGGGUACAAAGGGCGGAGAGGGCGGAGGAGCCAGUAGAACAGGUGGGCGGCUAGGUCGUG